AUUAGAAUAUUUUUUCUGGCUAAGCUUUUAAUACCUUUUUUAUCGUCUCACCCGCUGCCUUGCGACCAGUGGGACACUUCCAUGCAGGAAUGCGAGGCAGCCUGGACGCUACCAACUGUGACGGAGGACGGGGGGGUGGACUGGAAGAUCACGCCACAAAUAUUAUCCAUAAAAACAAAACUAUGUAGCAACAAAUAUCAUAUAAUACGUUUUAAAAUUGUUGAUAUAUUAAUAAGUGACAUCAUGGCUUUGUAUUUGUAUUUUAAACAGAUUAAUAUUAUAUCGCUCUGCCGUCCGUCCCCCCCUCCAAACACCGCCUCUCGCCAUACUCAAGUAUCCCGACCGAGAUGCUCCAGUUUGGGGCAGAAUAGUGGCGCGGAUCCACUCGCUAACGUCACCGCCGUCGAACUUUUCUUUCCGGGGACAUUUUUCUUUUCUUUUUUUGACCUAACAUUUAUUAUAAAAAAACGCUAUUUUGGAUUAUCUUCAUGAAGGACGUUUUACAAAAAGUGGCAAAGUGCAGCGGGGAUCCUCAUGCUCCUCCUCGUGACUGCUGCCCGGCCUGCUGAGCCUGUCAGAGCCGCCCCUUCCGUACCGCCGGGUCGCAGCUGAAGCACGGCUAUUGCCGACGCCUCGGCGGCCGUCGGAGGGCCUUGAGCCCAACCCCCCUCCUUCAGCAGGCGGAGGGGCCUGUACUGUCGCCAGUUUACAAGAAGAUGAACAAACUGAACUUCCACAACAACAAAACCAUGCAAGACCGCCGAUGCGUUUGUGUCUUUCUGCCCAACGACGACACGCUCAAUGUUAUAGUCAAUGUGAAGACUCUGUGCCAGGAACUGUUGGUCCAGGUCUGUGAUCUCCUGAGGCUGAAGGACUGUCACCUGUUUGGACUCAGUGUUAUUCAAAAUAAUGAGCACAUCUACAUGGAACUGGAUCAGAAACUGUCCAAGUACUGUCCCAAAGAAUGGAAGAAAGAAGCCAGCAAGGGAAUCGACCAGUUCGGGCCUCCAAUGAUCAUCCACUUCAGAGCUCAGUAUUACGUGGAGAACGGCAGGUUGAUCAGCGACCGGGCGGCCCGGUACUACUACUACUGGCACUUGAGGAAACAGGUGCUGCUCUCUCAGUGCAUCCAGCGGGAGGAGGCCUACUUCCUCCUAGCAGCCUUUGCGCUGCAGGCCGACCUGGGCAACUUCAAACGGAAUAAGCACUUUGGCAAAUACUUUGAACCUGAAACCUACUUCCCGCCCUGGGUGAUAGCCAAGCGCGGCCGUGACUACAUCCUGAGACACAUCCCGAACAUGCACAAAGACCAGUUUGCCCUCACGGCCUCAGAGGCGCACCUCAAGUACAUCAAGGAGUGUGCGCAGCUUGAUGAUGUCACCGUCCACUACUACAGACUCUACAAGGACAAGAAGGAAGUGGAAGCGUCUCUUACUUUGGGACUGACUUUACGUGGGAUUCAAAUAUUCCAGAACAUCGGCUCAGUGAGGCAGCUUUUGUACGACUUUCCGUGGACCAACGUGGGAAAACUAGUUUUUGUGGGAAAGAAGUUUGAAAUCCUUCCCGACGGACUUCCCUCGGCCCGGAAGCUCAUCUACUACACGGGCUGCCCGCUGCGCUCUCGCCACCUGCUGCAGCUGCUCAGCAACAGCCACCGCCUCUACAUGAACCUGCAGCCCGUCCUCAAGCAGGUCCGCCGGCUGGAGGAGCACGAAGAGAAGAAACAGUACCGGGAGUCGUACAUCAGUGACGCUCUGGACCUGGACAUGGACCACCUGGACAAGCGCUCCCGAGCCAGCGGCAGCAGCUCCGGCAGCGUGUCCCAUCACAAGCGUCUGUCCCGCCACUCCACCGCCAGCCACGGCAGCUCGCACACCUCCGGCAUCGAGACGGACAGCUUCCGCGUGUCCAGCCAGGCCCCCCGCAGGCCCCCCAGGACUUGCAGCUCGUCCACCACCAGCCACGGGAGCUCGCACACCUCGGGCAUCGAGAGCGGCGGCAAGGAGCGCAUCCUGGAUGAUGACGCAGAGAUUGAGAUGCUGGUGGACGACCCCAAAGAUUACGAGGAGCUCGGGGAGAUGCCUUUGGACCAGGAGCUGUGCAUACACAUCACAGAGGACAUGCUGACCAUGUCCCCGCAGCAGAACAAUGGAUACUCUGGUCUCGUCGUCAAAGACGUCAGCUCAUCCACUUCCAGCUCCUCCGAGACCGUCGUCAAGAUGAGAGGACAAAGCAUCGAGUCCCUGCCACACACGUCGACGUGCAGGAAGCCUCCGUCGUCCACCGACCGCCACAGCCAGUCGCUGGACGACAUCCGCCUCUACCAGAAGGACUGCCUGCAGUGGGCGGAGCUCUGCCAGGACACCGCCCACAGCUACACCUUCGGCUGCGCCGAGGAGCUGAGCGACGGCUGCGGCGCCCACCAGGGCCUGGGCGAGCAGUGCGUGGGCAUGCGCGGCGACCAGCACGCCUUCCCCAUCAAGAGGACCAGCAAGUACUUCUCCUUGGACCUCACCAGCGAAGAGGUGCCCGAGUUUGUGGUGUGACCGCCUCUUCGCCGCAUGAAGCCAAAAGAGCGGUAGUCGCCACGCUGCCGACCAAAGAGCUGAAGAGGAAGGUAUGUUGGACACUCGCAGGAAGUGCAGCGUGCCAAGCAGCCCACGUGCCUUCGUCGCCUUGAUCACCAUUUUGUCGUUUUCCAACAGACGCCAAGCUUCCUCGCUAUUUUAAACCCCAAAAGUCAGCCGUUUUUUAAGUCUACCAUCUGUGUUUGUUGGCACAUUCUAAACAGGUGACAACUUCCUCAUCAAUUGGUCUAAAGCAGGGGUGUCCAAACUUUUGCCACUCAGGGCCGCACACUGAAAAAAAACCUUUGAUAUUUUUCAUUUUCAAAACCAAUACCAUACACUACCGUUCAAAAGUUUGGGGUCACCCAAACAAUUUUGUGGAAUAGCCUUCAUUUCUAAGAACAAGAAUAGACUGUCGAGUUUCAGAUGAAAGUUCUCUUUUUCUGGCCAUUUUGAGCGUUUGAUUGACCCCACAAAUGUGAUGCUCCAGAAACUCAAUCUGCUCAAAGGAAGGUCCGUUUUGUAGCUUCUGUAACGAGCUAAACUGUUUUCAGAUGUGUGAACAUGAUUGCACAAGGGUUUUCUAAUCAUCAAUUAGCCUUCUGAGCCAAUGAGAAAACACAUUGUACCAUUAGAACACUGGAGGGAUAGUUGCUGGAAAUGGGCCUCUAUACACCUAUGUAGAUAUUGCACCAAAAAGCAGACAUUUGCAGCUAGAAUAGUCAUUUACCACAUUAGCAAUGUAUAGAGUGUAUUUCUUUAACGUUAAGACUACCGUAAUUUCCGGACUAUAAGCCGCUACUUUUUCCCCUCGUUCUGGUCCCUGCGGCUUAUACAACGGUGCGGCUUAUUUACAGCCUGUUCUUCUCCGACACCGGCGAAGAGGAUUUCGGUGGUUUUAGUACGCAGGAGGAAGACGAUGACACAAUGAUUAAAGACUGACUUUUCAUAUACCGGUAGGCUGGUUAUUUUGAUAACGUACAGGCGAGCACUUUGUAUUACUUUGCACCGUUGUAUUAUUUGUACUCUGCACGAAUGCUGUUCGCCAUGUCAAAGAUGUGAAAGUUUGAUUGAAUGAUUGAAAGAUUUAUUGUUAAUAAAUGGGAUGUUUUGCGUUCCCAAAGAGUCAUCUCUGUCCCGACAAUCCCCUCCGUGGUAGCAGGAACCCCUAUAUACUACGGUAAUUACACAUCAAAACCCUGCGGCUUAUAGUCGGGUGCGGCUUAUAUAUGGAGCAAUCUGUAUUUUCCCCUAAAUUUAGCUGGUGCGGCUUAUAGUCAGGUGCGGCUUAUAGUCCGGAAAUUACGGUAGUUUAAAGUUAUCUUCAUUGAAAAGUACAGUGCUUUUCCUUCAAAAAUAAGGACAUUUCAAUGUGACCCCAAACUUUUGAACGGUAGUGUAUAUAGAUUUGUUUGUACUUCCAGGGCUCCCCUCGGUCAUAUAAAUCUUAAUAAGCCAUAUAAAAUAAGAAAUCAACGCUUAAAGGCCUACUGAAAUGAAAUUGUUUUAUUUAAACGGGGAUAGCAGAUCCAUUCUGUGUGUCAUACUUGAUCAUUUCGCGAUAUUGCCUUAUUUUUGCUGAAAGGAUUUAGUAGAGAACAACGACGAUAAAGUUCGCAACUUUUGGUCUCUGAUAAAAAAAAAGCCUUGCCCCUACCGGAAGUAGCGUGACCUCCUCAUAUUUUCCUAUUGUUUUCAACGCAGCUAGAGCGAUUUGGACCGAGAAAGCAACGAUUACCCCAUUAAUUUGAGCGAGGAUGAAAGAUUUGUGGAUGAGGAACGUGAGAGUGAAGGACUAGAAUGCAGUGCAAGACAUAUCUUUUUUGGCUCUGACCGUAACUUAGGUACAAGCUGGCUCAUUGGAUUCCACACUCUCUCCUUUUUCUAUUGUGGAUCACGGAUUUGUAUUUUAAACCACCUCGGAUACUAUAUCCUCUUGAAAAUGAGAGUCGAGAACGCGAAAUGGACAUUCACAGUGACUUUUAUCUCCACGACAAUACAUCGGCGAAGCUCUUUAGCUACUGAGCUAACGUGAUAGCAUCUGGCUCAAAUGCAGAUAGAAACAAAAUAAAUAAAUCCCUGACUGGAAGGAUAGACAGAAGAUCAACAAUACUAUUAAACCAUGGGCAUGUAAAUAUACGGUUAAUAAUUCUCAGCCUGGCAAAGCUUAGCAAUGCUGUUGCUAACGACGCUGAAGCUAACUUAGCAACCGGACCUCACAGAGCUAUGAUAAAACAUUAGCGCUCCACCUACGCCAGCCAGCCCUCAUCUGCUCAUCAACACCCGUGCUCACCUGCGUUCCAGGUACAUUAUGCAUGCCGGUAAUAACCUGUGAUUAAUCAUGAUUAAUCGAAAUGCAUAUGCAUUUUAUUAUUACAUUUUUUAAUGUAUAACUUUCUUUAAAAUCAUAAAUAAAGGUGACCAGCAGGUAUUUAACUAUUUGUUUUUAAUCUCACAAAAAUAGUUUUGCAAUACAGUAUAUAAUAAUAUAAUUGGCAUGAUCAGAUAAUAUUAACGUUUAAAAUAUGCUUUUUUUUUUCAUUUCGUAAAAAAAAAGUAUUUUAUUGAAACCCAUUUUUUCCAGGCUUUCGUGGGCCCCCAAAAUAUUAAAAGUGUAAUAUUUAAUUUGACGUAAUUGGAGCCUUGAAUAAGUUAAUAAUACAUAACAACAUUGAUUUUAAUUCUUUUUUUUUAAUUUUUUAAAUGCCAGUUUUAAAAAAAGAUCCCACUAAAAUUCUCAGGGAACUCAUAAAAGUGUUAAAAAUCAAUCAAUCAAUCAAUGUUUAUUUAUAUAGCCCUAAAUCACAAGUGUCUCAAAGGGCUGUAAUAAGUCCUACAUUUUUUUUAAAUCUCUACAUAAGCUUCAGAUCUUUCCGUCAAAUAAAAGUUUUUAUAUUUUGUAUGGCUUUUUAAAAUUUGUUUGUUUAAUGCCCUAUCUUGUUUUCUUAAUGGCAACCACAAAAUAUGCAAUACUUUCCCCAAAUGAUAUUACAAUGUGAAGUAAUUGGAACCUUCAAUAAGUGGAUAUUUUAUAACAACAUUGAUUUUGAUUCAUUAUUAUAAUUUUGAGCAAUGACAGUUUUAAAGGCAUGGCAGAUUUGUGUUAUUAGAGUCAACAUUACAGCUUUUUUUCAGUACAUGUUCUUUUAUUCCACUUUUUGAAGUUAUUUUUUUCUGUAACAGUGUUUUUAGAACGUGGCGCAGGCCGUUAAAUAUCAGCUGUUGGCCGCAAAUGACCCCCGGGCCGCACUUUGGACACCUCUGAUCCAAAAGCUUCCCUUGCCUUGGACUAUUUUCAGUAUUGCCAGCAAAGGCGUGUCGCGUGUGACAGUAUUAGCAACUUUUCUUUGUCAGAUUCAAACACUCGGGGCCUCACUCGUCGAGCAUUUACAGCUUUAACAUGUUUUUUUGGUGGUUUCAAUUUAUUCUCAUGGGAAACAGCAGAACCACAUUUUUAAGCAACUUAAAAAAAUAAAAUAAAAAGUAUUCCAAGCUUUUAAGCUGCAAAAGAAAAAAGACAAAAACACCAAAGGAAAAAAACGUUUACUGUGUGGAGUUUAAACAAAUCAAUUUAUUUUAUUUCAUUGCAUCAUUUUUUUAAUUCUUCAGCUCAGUUUUAAUCAUGCAUGAACUCAUAUUUUUUACAUUGUAAACUCGCAGCCUGCGAACAUUUUUUUUAUUUUAAAUAAAAGCAAAUCAACGUCUAUAUUUCUAACAACUUCUUUUUAUCCCCGCUGUUUUUUUUUCUCCUGAAACAAUUAUUUCUAGAUAUUUUAACAAAGAUGUUUGUUCUACGUGUGUUAAUGAAUUAAGGUACAUAGCCAUAACGCCGUGUUACUACAGCAUAUAUCAACUUUGUAAGAGUCUCUUAUGUCUCUGUUCAAUGUCAUCCUUUCUGUGAAAGGAUUCUUCCUGCAGGUAAAAAAAAUAUAAUGUUUUUGUUUUUCAUCAUGUAGCUAAAAAACUAGAUGUGUCAUCAUUAUUAUGAAGUUGGUUUGUGUGCCUUUUUGGUACUAACGCCCUCAAUAUUCAAAUAAAAAUGGUACAUUUCAUUUGCCAAAUGUUUGCUGUUGUGUGUUGACUUUAACUACAUUUUUACGUCGCAUUAUUAUUUUUGUUGUUAUAUGUCAGUGUUGAAAUUCGUAUUUAAUUAAAUAUAUAAUAAUCAACCCAUGUUUUAAUUCCAAUUCUUUUUUUUUUAAAGAUUGAUUAAUUCAACACAAUUAAUUUCAUAAUUUUUUUUUAUUUUUAUCAUUUAACACAUUUUAAAAUUACAAUUUAUUUGUAAUUACACUAAAAACAUUAAUUAAAAAAAUACAUUAUUUACUUUUAUACAUUACA
This is a messenger RNA of Entelurus aequoreus (snake pipefish), 6908 nucleotides long. RefSeq names its product FERM domain containing 6 (gene frmd6). Bases 717 to 2546 code for a protein of 609 amino acids. NCBI's taxonomy places the organism in Eukaryota, Metazoa, Chordata, Actinopteri, Syngnathiformes, Syngnathidae. The transcript has 14 exons. Gene Ontology annotation, biological process: positive regulation of hippo signaling. The record is from RefSeq and is a predicted model, not a curated record. Gene Ontology annotation, cellular component: cytoplasmic side of apical plasma membrane; cytoskeleton.